Molecule: messenger RNA, 13425 nt
Organism: Homo sapiens (human)
Lineage: Eukaryota; Metazoa; Chordata; Mammalia; Primates; Hominidae
Gene: MON2
Product: MON2 regulator of endosome-to-Golgi trafficking
Exons: 38
Coding region: 758-5698 (1646 amino acids)
Cellular component (GO): cytosol; early endosome membrane; Golgi apparatus
Source: RefSeq, a predicted model, not a curated record
GACUCGGCUAAUGGCGUCGGCGAGUCUUAGGGGCCUGGGGAGCUGGCGCUGAAGCUUCUUGCCAGGUUGGCUGGUGACACCCGGUGUGGCUGGGCCCCGCGGCAGCGGAGGGACCUGCCCGCCUUGUGGGUUUCUCGGCCAGAGUCGGCGGAGCCUAGCGGGACGGUGCGACUGCGGGGGGCGCCUCCGAGAAAAGCCAGAGGUGUUGCGGGGAAGCUGCUGGGGGACGCUCGAGCAGGCUCCGGGUUCGCAGCCCAGGGCCCAAGAAGCGGGCUGCUGAAGGACCAGAGACACCGGGAGGGAGCUGCCUGUGGCCCUAAGGAGCUGACCGUGCCAGAGCUUGUUUGUACCUCUCGGAAAUUGGCUGGGACCUUGGAGGAUCAUGUCCGGCACCAGCAGCCCCGAGGCGGUGAAGAAGCUGCUGGAGAAUAUGCAGAGCGACUUGCGCGCCUUGUCACUGGAGUGCAAGAAGAAAUUCCCACCUGUCAAAGAGGUACAGAUGAGGGGUAUCUAACUGAGCCUGGAAGUUGGAGGAGGGGAGUCAUUCCUAGCAGAGGAAAUAGCACACGUUGCUGCUGAAUCAGGAAUAAUAAAAGUUAAAACAAUUGCUGCACGAAACACUGAAAUUUUGGCAGGAUAAAAACUGCAAUUAUGCAGUGAAACUGCUCAGAGCAAGGAAACCCCUAGGAUAUGGGGACCUGGUGGACCUUUUUCAGCACUGAAAGAGAACAGCUCAGAGGUUGUACAGCCUUUUUUAAUGGGUUGUGGAACCAAGGAACCGAAGAUCACUCAGCUAUGUUUGGCUGCUAUUCAGAGACUCAUGUCACAUGAAGUCGUGUCUGAGACUGCAGCUGGAAAUAUAAUUAACAUGCUUUGGCAGCUAAUGGAGAAUAGUCUUGAAGAACUUAAGCUACUUCAAACAGUUCUUGUUCUUUUAACAACCAAUACAGUAGUUCAUGAUGAGGCACUUUCUAAGGCAAUCGUUCUUUGUUUUCGACUACACUUCACAAAAGAUAAUAUUACAAAUAAUACAGCUGCUGCUACAGUGCGACAAGUUGUUACUGUUGUUUUUGAGAGGAUGGUUGCUGAAGAUGAACGACACAGAGAUAUUAUAGAACAACCAGUACUGGUACAAGGAAAUAGUAACAGAAGAUCUGUCAGUACCCUCAAACCUUGUGCUAAAGAUGCAUAUAUGCUUUUCCAGGAUCUUUGUCAGUUGGUUAAUGCUGAUGCUCCUUAUUGGCUAGUGGGCAUGACAGAAAUGACUCGGACGUUUGGCCUCGAAUUACUUGAGUCAGUCCUCAAUGAUUUUCCGCAGGUCUUUUUACAACACCAAGAAUUUAGUUUCCUCCUCAAAGAAAGGGUAUGUCCUCUUGUGAUAAAGCUCUUUUCUCCAAAUAUAAAGUUCAGACAAGGUUCCAGCACCUCAUCUUCUCCAGCACCAGUUGAAAAACCAUAUUUUCCUAUCUGCAUGCGUUUGCUGAGAGUAGUAUCUGUUCUGAUUAAGCAGUUUUACAGUCUUUUGGUAACUGAAUGUGAGAUAUUUCUGUCACUUCUGGUGAAAUUUCUGGAUGCAGAUAAACCACAGUGGCUACGAGCUGUUGCGGUGGAAUCAAUACACAGAUUCUGUGUGCAGCCUCAACUAUUAAGGUCAUUUUGUCAGUCCUAUGAUAUGAAACAGCAUUCUACCAAGGUUUUUCGUGAUAUUGUAAAUGCACUGGGAUCUUUUAUACAGUCCUUGUUUCUUGUCCCCCCUACUGGAAAUCCUGCAACAAGCAACCAAGCUGGAAACAAUAAUUUAGGUGGCUCAGUCUCAGCACCAGCUAACUCAGGAAUGGUGGGGAUUGGUGGAGGUGUUACUUUGCUACCAGCAUUUGAAUAUAGGGGAACCUGGAUACCUAUUCUGACAAUCACAGUUCAAGGCAGUGCUAAAGCCACCUACUUAGAAAUGUUGGACAAAGUUGAGCCUCCAACUAUACCUGAAGGUUACGCCAUGUCUGUGGCAUUCCAUUGUUUGCUAGACCUUGUUCGUGGAAUCACAAGUAUGAUUGAAGGAGAGCUAGGAGAGCUUGAAACAGAAUGUCAAACCACCACUGAAGAAGGUUCUUCACCAACACAGUCGACAGAACAGCAGGAUUUACAGUCAACAUCAGACCAAAUGGAUAAGGAAAUUGUUAGUAGGGCUGUUUGGGAAGAAAUGGUGAAUGCCUGCUGGUGUGGUCUUCUUGCUGCACUCUCACUCCUUCUUGAUGCCAGCACAGAUGAAGCUGCCACUGAGAAUAUUUUAAAAGCUGAACUGACUAUGGCUGCUCUUUGUGGAAGACUGGGCCUUGUAACUUCAAGAGAUGCCUUUAUAACUGCAAUAUGCAAAGGUUCCCUGCCUCCCCAUUAUGCUCUUACUGUAUUGAAUACCACCACUGCAGCUACACUUUCCAACAAAUCAUAUUCCGUUCAGGGCCAAAGUGUUAUGAUGAUAAGUCCAUCAAGUGAAUCUCACCAACAAGUUGUGGCAGUGGGUCAACCUUUAGCAGUCCAGCCUCAAGGGACAGUAAUGCUGACUUCCAAAAAUAUCCAGUGUAUGAGGACUUUACUUAACUUGGCGCAUUGCCAUGGGGCUGUUCUUGGAACAUCAUGGCAACUUGUCUUGGCAACUCUUCAGCAUCUUGUGUGGAUUCUGGGAUUAAAGCCUAGUAGUGGCGGUGCCUUGAAACCUGGGAGAGCUGUAGAAGGACCCAGUACAGUUCUAACAACAGCAGUGAUGACAGAUUUACCAGUGAUUUCCAAUAUACUUUCAAGAUUGUUUGAAAGCUCACAGUAUCUUGAUGAUGUAUCACUGCAUCAUUUAAUAAAUGCACUUUGCUCCUUGUCUCUAGAAGCAAUGGAUAUGGCCUAUGGAAAUAAUAAGGAACCAUCUCUUUUUGCUGUUGCCAAAUUGUUAGAAACUGGUUUAGUUAAUAUGCACCGAAUAGAAAUUCUGUGGAGACCUCUGACUGGCCAUCUACUUGAGAAGGUCUGCCAGCAUCCAAACUCUCGAAUGAGAGAAUGGGGAGCAGAAGCUUUAACUUCUCUUAUUAAAGCAGGAUUAACAUUUAACCAUGAUCCUCCACUCUCACAAAACCAGAGGCUGCAGUUGCUUUUAUUGAACCCGUUAAAGGAGAUGUCCAAUAUUAAUCAUCCAGAUAUUCGACUCAAGCAGUUAGAAUGCGUGUUGCAGAUUCUGCAGAGUCAGGGAGACAGUCUUGGGCCUGGAUGGCCAUUAGUGCUUGGAGUCAUGGGAGCAAUCAGAAAUGAUCAAGGAGAAUCCUUGAUACGAACUGCAUUCCAGUGUCUUCAGUUGGUUGUGACAGAUUUUCUACCAACAAUGCCUUGUACUUGCCUGCAAAUAGUUGUAGAUGUUGCAGGUAGCUUUGGCCUCCAUAACCAAGAACUCAAUAUUAGUUUAACUUCAAUAGGUUUAUUGUGGAAUAUUUCAGAUUAUUUUUUCCAAAGAGGGGAAACUAUUGAAAAAGAACUAAAUAAGGAAGAGGCAGCACAGCAAAAGCAGGCAGAAGAGAAAGGAGUUGUUUUAAAUCGGCCAUUCCACCCUGCACCGCCAUUUGAUUGCUUGUGGUUAUGUCUUUAUGCAAAAUUGGGUGAACUAUGUGUGGAUCCCCGUCCUGCUGUCAGGAAGAGUGCAGGGCAAACUCUGUUUUCUACAAUUGGUGCGCAUGGAACUUUAUUACAGCAUUCAACCUGGCACACUGUUAUCUGGAAGGUACUCUUUCAUCUACUGGACAGAGUUCGAGAGUCCUCUACCACUGCAGACAAAGAAAAGAUUGAGUCUGGAGGUGGCAAUAUUCUCAUUCAUCAUUCAAGGGACACCGCCGAGAAGCAAUGGGCUGAGACGUGGGUAUUAACAUUGGCUGGAGUAGCAAGGAUCUUCAACACUAGAAGAUAUUUGCUGCAGCCUUUAGGAGAUUUUUCAAGAGCUUGGGAUGUUCUUCUUGACCAUAUACAGUCAGCAGCACUCAGCAAAAACAAUGAAGUAUCUCUGGCUGCUCUGAAAAGCUUCCAGGAAAUUUUACAGAUUGUGUCCCCUGUCAGAGACUCAGAUAAGCCUGAGACACCACCUGUAGUUAAUGUACCUGUGCCUGUUCUUAUAGGGCCCAUAUCAGGCAUGAGCAGGCCAUUUGUAAGAACAGAUUCCAUUGGAGAAAAACUAGGAAGAUAUAGUAGCUCUGAGCCACCCAUUGUUACUGAUGAGCUUGAAGAUUUGAAUCUAUGGUGGGCUGCGUGGAAUACCUGGUAUAGAAUUGGAUCUGAAAGUACUAAGCCUCCUAUUACUUUUGAUAAACUAACUUUUAUUCCUAGCCAGCCUUUUCUUACAGCUUUAAUUCAGAUAUUUCCAGCUCUCUACCAACACAUAAAAACUGGUUUCAAUAUGGAUGACUUGCAAAAGUUGGGAGUCAUAUUGCACAGUGCUAUUUCAGUCCCAAUAAGUUCAGAUGCAUCCCCUUUUAUUCUUCCAUCUUAUACCGAAGCAGUUUUGACAAGUUUACAGGAAGCUGUACUUACAGCUUUAGAUGUUCUCCAAAAGGCCAUUUGUGUAGGACCAGAAAACAUGCAGAUAAUGUAUCCAGCUAUAUUUGACCAGUUGUUGGCAUUUGUAGAAUUUUCCUGUAAACCUCCACAGUAUGGACAGCUGGAAACAAAGCACAUUGCAAAUGCAAAAUAUAAUCAGAUCCAACUAUUUGCACCGGCGGAAUGGGUAGCCUUGAAUUAUGUGCCGUUUGCUGAAAGGUCUUUAGAAGUAGUUGUGGAUUUAUACCAAAAAACAGCGUGUCACAAAGCAGUGGUGAAUGAGAAAGUGCUCCAGAAUAUUAUUAAGACUCUUAGGGUUCCUCUCAGUUUGAAGUAUUCCUGCCCUUCUGAAAGCACAUGGAAACUAGCAGUAUCCUCUCUCCUCAGAGUUCUUUCUAUUGGGCUACCUGUUGCCCGGCAGCAUGCUUCUUCUGGAAAAUUUGACAGUAUGUGGCCAGAACUAGCCAAUACUUUUGAAGAUUUUCUCUUUACUAAAAGCAUACCUCCAGAUAAUCUCUCUAUUCAAGAGUUUCAAAGAAAUGAAAAUAUUGAUGUCGAGGUAGUUCAACUUAUCAGCAAUGAGAUACUACCUUAUGCCAAUUUUAUUCCUAAGGAAUUUGUUGGUCAAAUAAUGACAAUGCUUAACAAGGGCUCAAUACAUUCUCAGUCAUCUUCAUUUACAGAAGCAGAGAUUGAUAUUCGUUUGAGAGAGGAAUUUUCUAAAAUGUGUUUUGAAACAUUACUCCAGUUUUCCUUCAGUAAUAAAGUCACAACACCUCAAGAAGGCUACAUCUCACGAAUGGCACUCUCAGUGCUUUUAAAGAGGUCCCAAGAUGUACUACAUCGCUAUAUAGAGGAUGAAAGAUUAAGUGGUAAAUGCCCUCUUCCAAGGCAACAAGUAACAGAAAUUAUAUUUGUUUUAAAAGCAGUCAGUACUCUUAUUGAUUCACUUAAGAAAACUCAGCCUGAGAAUGUUGAUGGAAAUACCUGGGCACAAGUAAUUGCCUUAUACCCAACUUUAGUAGAAUGCAUCACCUGUUCUUCUUCAGAAGUCUGUUCUGCACUUAAAGAGGCACUAGUUCCUUUUAAGGAUUUCAUGCAGCCACCAGCAUCCAGAGUUCAAAAUGGAGAAUCUUGACCGGCUACAAUAUAUUUGAAAGCAGGAAGAUAGUCUAAAAAAUGUUUGCUCCUAAUUGAGUCUUCUGUGAGAAGGACAUUUCUUACUGCAGAUAAUUCUUGGCAGCUGUUGUUGGCCUCCUUUAAAUUCUACUUACCUGAGUUCAGUAAUUCAUAUUACAGGCUUGCACAUCAACAAAGGCUCCUGAAUGAACAGCAGUGUAAGGCUUUAAUAAAUUAAACUGAUGGGAGGGAUAAUUAACACUACAGUAUACAUGCUACCAUAUCUCCAGUUGGUGAUUUAAAGUGAGCUUAUGUACAGUUUGUGGUGUAUGUGUUAAUGAUGUACUUUUUAAAAAGAAAGAAGAGAUAUUUCAAUUCAGUCAGAUUUAUUAGUCUGGUGUUUUUGCACCCUUUUUCAAGUACAAAAUCGUACUAGAAUUUUAUGCAAGAUGGUACUGUAACAUUCCAUAUUAUCUAUAACCAGCCUUUGUUAACAAAGGGAACUGAUAUACUUGUGUGUAUAAUAAAUGGUACAGUUCUGUAUAAAAUAGUGCAUUUAUUUAAAUUUUAAAAGUAUUGAUAAUGUUAAAUGCUUAAAGCUCUAUUUAUUAUUAAUACAAAAUUGUUUGCUUACAUUUUUACUUAUAAUUUGCCUUCAUAUGUGGCGGAUAAGCUCACCAUAUGAUCAUGCAGUUAGCUUCAUGCUUAUUUUAAAUGUAUUAUUAGUGACCAUUAAACAUCUGACCAGUAAGGUCAUGUGAACACAGCAGCAAAUAGUUUAUGAUUUGCUGAUUUUGGAGCUUUGAAAUAUAGGUUCUUAAUACAUUGAUACAUAUUGUAGCACUAUGACUUCAUCAUACCUCAUUUCUUUAAACAGCUCUCCAAGCUUUCACUGAAGUCUGUCUGUUUUUUAUAUUGGCUGUCUGGAUUUUAAAGACUUUUCAUAUUUUAUAUUUCUACUGAUUUUGUUUCCCCUAACAACAUUUGUCACUGUCUUUGAAUUAUGACCCAGGCAAGAUGAUUUCAGAUUUUCUAAAAUCUUGCCUGUGAGGUUUUGUUCAUAUCAGUGCUUCAUUUUGUAAUGUCUUCUCAAGAAAAAUACCUAUGUUAACUCACAAGUAUAAAAUAUGUGUGUAUUAUAAAACAAUGAAAAGUGUAUUUUUGGAGAUAGUCAAGCAUUUAGAAGUGCAGUGAACUUGCUGUCACGGAGUAAAAUGCUAAUUAUGUUUCACUUUCCUAGCCUAGUGAAAAAGAAAAGUGCUCUUGAGUACAAUACCUUAAUUAUUUCUUAAAAUACUGACUUUGACCUAGCUCACUGUAUUUUUUAUUUAAUGGAUUAUGGAUUACAGUAUUUUUCUUCUGAGUUAAAUUUUCAUAAUUUAUGUGAAGACACAAAGAUGUUUAAAACAAUGAUUAUUCAUAAGAAAUCAUGAUGGUCUCAGUAUUAUUUUAGUGUAUUGGAAGGUCUUUGAUCUUAAUAGAAUUUAUAAAUUUCAGCUUCUCCAGAAUAAUCAUAAAACUGCAAAAAGAUAUUAUAAUUGAGUCAUGAUUGAGAUACAGUUUUGAGGCUAUUAUAAUUGUAUAAUUAUUUAAUUUGCAUUAUCUGUAAAAUGUAGUAAGGUCUUUGAGGGGAUAUUUUUUAUUUACAUGAAUUACUGAAUUUCUAUUUUAUUAUUUCACCUAAAAUUAAGGUAAAAUAUGGCAUUUCAUAAGUUCUGCUUUCAGCAUUUUCCUUAAAGUUGUAAAAAAUCAAGCUAUGUACUUAUUUUCUAUAUUUGGGUGUGUUAAAUUGAGGAUUAGAAAAAUCCACAUAAUCACUGAUAAAGCAUUGAAACAGAAUAACCCAAGGGUAGUGUACCGAUUCAGUAACAUGUUAAAAAUAUUGCUAUGCAUUUAUUCAAAGGAAAAUGGUCUGUUCUUGAGAAAUAAAAGAUCAGUUGCAAUUAGGAUAAUUAAAUAGUUAAAUAUGAGUCAAGUGUAUGCAAUAUACAUUUAUAUGAACCAAAGCUUGCUUUAUCAGGACCAUGCCCUACAGUUCAAAACAUAAACAUAGUGAAUGUGUUAAUAUCAUAUAAUAAGGUAAUAAAUGCCAGUCUUAGUGUGAAGCAAGUGGGUGGCCCCCUUGGUAGUAUAAUUGGACAGGAUUUUCCUCCAGAAUAUUUCCUGUCACCCUCCAAGAGUCACUACAGUAAUUGAUUGCUGGCAUGGAACACAUUGCCCUUGUCUUGUUAGUAUGAAUUGGGUUCUCCAGUGACUAGAAGAACUGGGGUGUGUGAAAGUAUUCGAUGCCAGGAGAUUCAAAAAGGAAGCUCUCAAAGAUAAGAUCAUUUUAUGGCACAAUUGAGUCUAUAACCAGCCCUUUAAGCAGUAGUAAAAAUGUCCUUUGUCAUACUUACUAGAAAUACUAUGAGUUUUUUUUUUUUUUUUCAUUUGAGACGGAGUCUCGCUCUGUCACCCAGGCUGGAAUGCAGUGGCACGAUCUUGGCUCACUGCAACCUCUGCUUCCCGGGUUCAAGCAGUUUCCUGCUUCAGACUUCCAAGUAGCUGGGAUUACAGACAUGCCACCAUGCCAGGCUAAUUUUUUUAAUAUUUUUAGUAGAGAUGGGGUUUCACCAUUUUGGCCAUUCUAGUCUUGAACUCCUGACCUCAGGUGAUCUGCCCGCCUUGGCCUCCCAAAGUGCUGACAUUACAGGCCUGAGCCACUGCGCCCAGCCAAUACCAUGAGUUUUAAGCCUCACAUCGUCACUUGCUGUCACUGCCAGUGCCUGUUUUAUUCAUAUUGCUGGACAACAGACAUAUGCCACCAAUUGUAUGAUUAAUAAAGUCUUUUUCUGGCCAUUUUGUCCAUUAUAAAGGAAAUAAACUAAUUGUUAACUUGCAUAGAUUACUUCUUAGUUUCCUAUGCUACCACCACUGCCAAGGGAGAAAAAAAUACAUCAUUUUGUAAUGUCUUUAGUAUUUCUUUAUAACUAGUGUUAAGGUUUUGUUAAUUUUAUUGUAUACAUUUGUAACAUUUAUUAGGAGCCUUUUAGGUUCCAAAACAAACAAAAGGCAUAAAAAAGUCUAGCUUAGAACCACUUUUCACUUGCUUUCAUUUUUAAUUUUAUUCACUUAACAGCUAACAUCUUUCUUGUUUCUUGUUUUUUCCAUUAUAUGGUUAUCGAUUCAACUCUUGCUAUAUUCCUUAAAUUUGUAUGUAUCAUCAGAAGAAAGAGAUGAACAAUUUAGUGUAGAUAUUUUAUUCUGGAGAAUAAUAUUCAAUUAAAUUAUUUCUACAGCAGGCCAGUAACAACUAGAUUAUUUGUCCUUUCUCAGUAUAAUUUUAAAGAGCAUUUUGUUUUAUUGUCACAAUUUGGUACCACUAGUCCCAGGUAACCAUUGGGCCAAAGGAUCAGUUGAGAAACAGUUAAGGAUGAAUUAGCAUAAGUUAUGGAACAGUGUUAGAAAACAACUCAAAAGUAUAUUCUUUAUUAAUGAGGUGGUCAUUAUUACAUUUGUGUCAAUGAAGGGCAGUGUAGUUAUUUUAAAAUGACUAAUAUUUUCUCCCCAAAUACAGAAUAAUUCAGAUGGGCAACCAAGUUUUCAAGAGACUGCUGUAGGUGAAGUCUGUCUAGCCAAGGCAGAACACUUACAGGAGUCCCUAACUGUGCCACCCUUGGAAUGGGUUAGUGUACAGGCUCAGAAUAUUGUGGAUUACAGUUUUUCAGAGAAAACUACCACAGAUGUAGACAAAAAUGAUCUCUGAAAGCAUUGCCAGCAGCCAGGUAUGUUCCUUAGAUUUCCACUUAGGUUUGGCAUUUUGGCAGAUAAGCUAAUCUUGUAUAAAGCAUCACAUUUUACUAUGCUUAGUGUUCCUGGGUUGUAUUUAUCUACAUUAUUAGAGGGAAUUUUUAUUUUAAAAAAAUUGUCAUUCAUGAGAAGAAUGGGAGUUCAUGCCACAUAGUAUUUUACCAAUUUAUAUAAAGUGGGAAAAGUCUUUAAUACUUCAUGAUCACUUGAAUUAAAGUUUUUGUAUCUCUGGAAAGUAGAAUAGUGCUUUCAUUUGAAUGAAAAGUGUUUAUAGAUUCAGAAAGAGAGAUGAUAUCUUUGUAUCUUGAUUUAUAUACAGACCAUUUCAGAGGAAGUUAAAUGUCUUACAAAUCCAAUACUUUCUAAUGCUCUAACAGUGUUGGCUAUUUAAAAGAACAUGUGGCAAGUUCUAUAUGAAUAUUCUUGGUCAUCUCGACUAAUUCUGAGGCAAUGAUGGACAGAGAUGCUACUUCUUAUUUAACUCUAGGCAUGUUGACUUUUCAAAGCGGUUUCCUUAUUUCUAAACAGAGAUGAUGAUCAAUGAGUUACUAAUUCUUUAGAGGAAAAAAUGCAUAAUUUGAGUGUGGAGUUGAUUUUAAUGACAGGGUAAUUCAAGUUGUUUGAUAAAUUUAUUACUAUAUUGUAAGAGAGAUCUUUGACCAUUUUUCUUCCUUUUUCUUGGACAUCACUUUCUUCCCUCCCCUUCUCUCUUUUAUGUUUUUAUCCUUGUUAAAUUUUAUGUUUACGUUACCAUCUUUCUUAUACUUUCCCCUGAUUUUUCUCUUUUAAUUCCUCUUUCAUUCUCUGCCUCUUCUCUUUCAGCUCUUUCUCUAAUUGUGCCUAUUCCUUGUUCAUAAGAAGUGGAGCUGUUAGUGGUAGAACCACUGCUCAUGGUUCUACCACUACAAAGUGGAAAGUAGAAAUACUUUGCACUUUGGCCACUGUUGCGUUUUUGCCAAGGUAAAGUUCCCCUGCCAUUUUGAAAUAGCUGAACAAGUUAAAGUAAUAUGUUCCAAAAACUGGAAGUGCCAUAAAAAACUAAAAAUAAAAAAAAAUUGUGACUAUAACUCCUACUGUCUUUAUGAAUACACGGGAUUCAGCAGCCAAGAUGCUCACAAAAUGGGAUUGCUAUAAAUAUGAUGGAUUCAGCACCUAAAUUUGGAAUAAUCAUGUCUUUUCUGUUAUGUGGGUAGAGAGAUUAUAUAUCUUUUCUCAAAGUAAAGUAUUUAAAACCUGUUUAAAUGAGGGUUUUGGCUGGCGUGGUGGCCCACACCUGUAAUCCCAGCACUUUGGGAAGCCAAGGUGGGAGUAUCACUUGAGGCCAGGAGUUUGAGACUAGCCUAGACAACAUAGCAAGAUCCUAUCUCUAGUUCAAAAAAAUAUUUUUAAUUAGGGUUUUGGUUUUUUAUGAUUUUGGGGGGUGGGGGAGAUAUUUGUUUUUUUGAGGCAGACGUUUAAACUUUUAGAUUUAUCCCAUCUUAAUAUUGAUUUAUAUUGACACUGCCUACUUACAAGAAUAAUUUGAGGCAGCAUAUUGCCCAUGUAUUUCAACUAUUUUCAUUUUUCUGUUGCAAAGCAGUCUUUGAUGGAAGACCCGGAAUCUUAUAGUUCUCAUAUCUGAGUCUUUCUGGAGUGUAUUUGGUGUCUGUGUGAUUGGUUCACCCAGAGGUCACCCAGAGGUCAAUUGAAACCUUCCUAAUUGUACUAUGGUAUUGAUUCUAUCCCCUCAAGUAUGAAAAAAUUAAAUUUUCAGACCAUUUUCAGUUGCUGCGAAUGUAGUUACACUAAGUUUUAUUUUAAACUAAAAUUCAAUAAACAGUGCAGCCAGGGAAGAUCUGCUAAACCAUGCCGUUAUUUGGAAAAUCAUUGCAAUAUAUUAACAACUGCUUCCUUCUAUGAUGUUUACUAGAUGGAGAAAAAUACUCCAUACCUAUAUUGCAAUUUUAUUUUUAUCUAGAAAAAGAAAAUAUUAGGCUUCAGACCCAACUGUGCAAAUUUCAUUUGCUUUCCAUCUCUUACUACUACCUCUGUGUCAUAAUUUAACACGUAACAUACAACUCCUGUCUCUUAAGGCAGCUACCAUAUGGUGUUUAUGUCAGACUGGAUAUAUUUAUCUAAUUUUGUGAAAUUAUUUUUUAGUUCCCAACACAAUUCUUGAAAGUAAUACCACUGUUGUUACUCUUUCUCCUUACAAUUUUUAUGUUGUUGAGAUGUAUCAGUUAUGUAUUAUAAUCAUGAAAUUGUAUUGGCCUCAAACCCAAAUUUUCUUUGUAGUCUAGGAUAGAUUUUUCAUGAAAGCUAUAUAGUUAUAACUGUGAUUGUACAGAUUGUUUAUUUGUUUUACAGCUAACAUUAAGCAUGAUUCCAGGUUUUUAAUUAUGUUCCAGCAACACUAGUGUUUCUUUAUAACUUAAAAUCAUAACCACUUUGAUAAUUUACCUUUGGAUCUGACCAGUGAUUCAUUUUUUUCUUGAAUAUACUUUGUGUUUGCUUUCUCAUCCCCGUUAAGUCUGAAACAUUAUUGACACCCCACAUCACUUACUCUGUUUAAAGACUUUACGAGUAGUGAGUCACAUGUUUAGGAUGAUCACUUUGGGAAAAAAAAAAUUAUAGAGUAAAGGGGAAAUGUUCUUGAGAGCUUUAUUAAAACCAUUAAUAUAUAAAAUGAAAAAAUAAUAAACAGAAGACACGAAGUGUCUCUCAAUAGUUUAGAAAGAAAGAUUUGGAACUUUAAGUAAAAAUGCUAGGUCAAGUAAAAAUCCUGAUGUAGAUUAGAUUAUCUUAAUCUUAUGAGCAUUUUUUUUUAAUUUGGUGAAGCUGUUUUGAAACUGCCUGUCCAUAUCAAUGCCAGACUAUCUCUCUACCUCUCAAAGAAAAUAAUUUGCAUUAAAAUUCCUUUUUUUGUUAUGUAAUGAAAGUAUAAAACAAGAAUUUGUACGUUACUCAGUGUGUACUGCAGUCAGAUAUAGUUAAAAUAAUUUUUCUGAUGCGUAAUUUUAACCACCAUUUCUGGAGUACCUAGUAUGUGCAGGCCAAGGCUUUGCCUAUAUUAUUCCCUUUAAUCCUCAAAGUAGCCUUGCAAAGAAGUUAUUUUCAUUUUACAGAAGAGUCAAGGAUUAGGGGGUUGAAGUGAGCUGCCUAGAGUCACAUACCUAAAGUCCAGGUGGAUCACUAUGUCUUGCUUUUUCAAAAGCAGUUCUUUCUACUACAGUACAAUAGUUUCAUGUUUUACAGUCCAUUAAAAUCCAAGACUUAUAAAAUAAACUAAAAAUACUCUUGAGGCAAUUACUAUUUCUAUGAUGGGCACUGGGACAAAUAUACUUGAACAUAACAAAGAACUAAAAAUACUGUGAAAAAAAGAUUUGUCUUAACGAUGACCUUGAAAGUUGCAUUGGGUUUUUAUUAUUGGUCCAGGUUUAAAACAUUUUAUCUAUUUAAAACAUAUGUUGUGUGUUUUAAGAAGUUAUGUUAUAAAUAACAGCAUUGUGGUUAAGAGCCCAGAGUCUGGGGCCAGGCUUCUUAGAUGCAAAUCCCAACUCUGUUAUUUUACUAAAUGUGUGACCUUGGGCAAGUUAAUUAACCUGUUUUGGUGUCCUCCUCUGUGAAAUGGAGUUAAUCGUGGUAUUUAACAGAAUUCAAAAUGUAGUGUGUUCUAAAGCGCUGUGCCUGGAGCAUCAUCACCACUAGGUGGUUAGGGAAGUAAAACACAUUUGGCACACAUCAUUCAAGAAUGGCCAGAAAAUCCAUGUCUUCCCACAAUAGGGACCAAUUUUUUGCCUUUCACCAGACAACCACUGAAUGUUAAGAAUCUACUGUGUGCUAAUAACUGUGUCCUUGCUGUAUGACAGAAGCUAUUUGGAGCGCUCUCAAGUGCUUAUUACAGCUAGUCAAGGAAACCGCAUAUAUAAAAUAAUACUGGAUACAAGACUAUACAAUUAAAUACUGGUGUAUCACUAA